AUGUUAACACUUGAGUAAAUAACAGUUUAUCCUUGAUAAGGCGCACUAGUUGACGGUGAUCGUUGUGGUGCGAUGUUUUGGUGGCAUUUUCUGUUAGUUUUUCUGGCACCAUCAGGAAAUCUCGCCAGUGAUAUUUUUCCUGACAUCACAUUAGAAGAAUGUGCCGUAACAAAGGGUUGUCUUAGACCUGCCAUGUGCACAGAGUCGUCAUGUGCAUUUCUUGUUACUUGGAAGUUGGUGUCUGUGAAUUCUGAGAACUAUGUGGAAUUUGAACUAAGAGGAAAUGUCCAAAAAUCUACAGGAUUUAUGACACUGGCCUUUUCCAAGGACCAAAGAGUUACUUUAACAGUCAGUCAGUCAGUGAGCGAGCGAGCGUAUCGUGAGUACAAAUCAACGUUUUGAUGUUAUCGCAGAUUAACUAAAUUUUGGUCAAUUUAAUUACACCUAAUCAUCACUUAUUGGUGUGCAUGAAAAUAGCUAUUAUUCGUGAGCACAGUUUGGGGGAUGAUGGUGUUGUUGGGUGUUAUUAUCAAUCAUCAACAAACUCUGUGAACAUGCGAGCUGGUUACAAUGACAUAACUGGAAAGACAACAAAUUUCUAUACUGGACCUGAUGAGGAUCUGUUGAUAACCGAAGGUGAAGAUCUAGGCGGUGUAUUCAACGCUAUGGAUGGCACUUUACAAUGUCGUUUUAGACGACGCGUAAGACCGUUGGAUACAGUUCAUCAACUUAUGGAUUUAACAUCACCUAACGCCUAUCAUUUAAUUGUUACACGUGGUGAUGAACGCAAAAAAGACGGAUUCGGUCGUCCUUUCGCGGGUGGAGAAUCUAUUUCACAACGUCCAGUUGUGAUCACAUCACCUAUUUACGGAAGCAUGACUGGUGUAGCUGGUCGCGGAUCGUCAAUAGCUAAAACUCAUGGCUGUCUUAUGGUAUUAGCCUGGGUACUGUGUGCCAGUAUUGGUAUUAUACUAGCACGUUAUUAUAAAGAUGUUUGGCCUAAUUCUGGCCUAUUAGGUGAACGUGUCUGGUUUCAAUCGCAUCGCAUAUUACAAGGCAUAUGUGUUGGCUUGACGUGUAUCAGUAUAAUAUUGAUUUUUAUUUAUUGCGAAGGUUAUUCCCAAGCAACUGCCUAUCCCUACUACAUACAUCCAAUUCUUGGUUUGAUUGUUUUCUCCUUGGCGUUGAUCAAUCCAUUUAUCGCUUUAUGCCGAUGCAAUCCAGCUCAUGAAUACAGACCAUGGUUCAAUUGGAUACACUUUUUCAUCGGCACUUUUGCCUAUGUUUUGUCUGUACCAACAAUGAUGUUAGGCUUACGUAUGCCUGCUGCUGGCCUUCAACUACAAUUUAUUAAUUAUCCCUUGUGGAUUUUAAUAUUCUUUGUUAUAUUUCAAUUUAUUAUUGAAAUUGUUCUGGAGAUACACGGAUGUUUCUAUUAUCGUCGAAAUAAGAAUAAACGUCGUACAUAUAUGGUUGAAAUUGAUCAGUAUCAAGCUGCUAAACGUUUGAAUAAUGCACGUCAACCACGUCCUCCGGAACCAGAACCUUCUGGUCGUAUGUUCAAAUACUUCAUAAUCGGUCUUCAUGCUACAGUUUGUGCAAUUGUCGCUGUCAUCUUGAUCAUAAUCAUAGCAGUUAACUAAAGGAAUUAAUUUAUGCUUCACUUGUAGACUACUUAGUUAUUUUAUCAGUAGUCUAUGGAAAUACUUCAAAAAUACAAACAUACACCAAAUGCGUAUACAUUGUGUUCAAACUAAUGUAAAUGUGCCUUAAACAUCUGGUUGACUGAAUACACACAAGUACCUGCAUAGAAUACAAUGCAUGCAGUCAAAGAUUCUAUAGACAACAUAUUCGUUCGCUGUCUUUUCUUUUUAACAAAAAUCGCUUUUUAUCUAUUGCUGUUACACAGACACACACACAUUAUUUAUGUUUGCAUGCAAUCGUCGAUCUCUGUAGCCCUAUUCUAUUUAUACACAUACAUUUACAGAAUUUGUUCUCCUUGUCACUAGGUAUAUAAAUUUCGUUUUGAAGGCUGCCUCAAGGGGCUCUUUGUUUACACUAUAUUUAUGAAUUAUAACCGAUACUUCAAAUGAUACAAGAAGAGACCAUGGUUCAUGAAUUCAUCACAAAUAUUUUUAUUAUAACUAUCGAUGGUUCAAUAAAGUUUAUGCAAACAGUAUACACACAUACAUAUACACAUAUGAGAUAAUGCGUUUCUUUUCUUUAGAGGAAUAAAGACUUCUCCCGUUUGGGCACCUUUUUCACACAGACACUGCUUACCUUGGUAAAGAGCUUUUUUACGCGGCAAUUUCAAAGAAAUAACAGAUUUUGGUACACACCUACACAGAUCGUUUUUUCCGCCAACUAUCAGAUCUCGUCCUAUGUGCAACAACACACUGUGUGUCCGUGUGUGUAGGCAUAAAACUAUUGUACUCAUCUUCUUGACUGUUAUUAUGUUGGCGUUACCGGAGAUUCAUUGUUAUUGUUUUAAUCAACCGGGUUAUGAAGGCGACCGCCUCAAUCUGGAGCAGUCUCGUUCAUUGAAAAUCACUCCCUUUUUUUCAAAAUCACGUCAGCCAUUUAUUACUUCCAUUGUCAGUCUGUUAGUUCGACGUGUUUUUGUUUUUAAGGUGAAGUGGUUUUAAUCGGCCAUGAUGUCUUCCAUCAGUGAAUUUUGUGAUUUUCUUGUACGACGUCUUUUUAUCAUUGUUGUUUUUAAAAACGUUUUACUUCUCUUUAAUUUUUUUUUUUUAUUCUUACCUAUUUAUCUGCUAUUUACACACUGACCGAUGUUCAUCUAUUCAACAUGCAGAGAAAGAUUGUUCAUCUCUGCUUAUUUAAACCACUUGUCUUCUUUUUAUUCACUCACCUAUACUCGUCAUUGGUUUAUUCAUAUAAUAUUGAUUAAUUAGUCUUUAUCAGCGCUAGACAAUAACAAAAAAAGGCAACAAAUAUUUCA
Molecule: messenger RNA, 2959 nt
Organism: Trichobilharzia regenti
Lineage: Eukaryota; Metazoa; Platyhelminthes; Trematoda; Strigeidida; Schistosomatidae
Source: the annotation of a GenBank genome assembly